AAGAACAUAAAGAAAAGAGCAAAAACAAAUAUUUCACGAGGAAAAUGAAAGGUGAGUUUCUUACAUUGGCUCUUAUAUCUCUACUCUUGGCUUUCUCGUUUGUCUAUGGAGGAGGAGAGUCUGAAACCCCUGCUCAUUCUGCGGUCAGCCCGAGUAGUCCGACAGGAGGGUCCAGCGGUGCAAGUGGUUCGGCUCAUGGACCUAAUUGGGGAUAUGACUGGGGAUGGGGAUCAACACCCGAAGGUGGUUAUGGCUAUGGUUCUGGUUCUGGUUCAACACCAGAUGGAGGAGGAAAAGGGACAGGAUUUGGGUUUGGUUCUGGUUCUGGUACAGGCACUGGGGUUGGGUUUGGCUCAGGAGGAGGAGGAGCCACGGGCGGUGGCUCUGGCCAUGGUAGUGCGACCGGACACGCAAAUGAAGGCGGUGGCUCAGGGGGUGAAAAUGGUGGAGCUUCUCCAGGUCGUAGAGAAAGAAGCCAACACCGCUAAUAAUUAUAGCCAUUUCGCGCUGCCUCUUUAACACAUAAGAUAAGACUGGAAAAGAAACCAAAGUAUUAUUAUUGUAUUGUAUGAAUACUACAAGCUUGAUGCAUAAAUAAGAGGAUCAAACGAAUAAUUAAACAGUUGGGCGUUUCAUCUGUACUACGUAUUAUAGCUAAACCUGAUGUAUCCUUUGUUUGCGACGCAAAAAGUUAUAUGUUUUGAUAUAUGAUUUAAUACUUGCAAGAUGAUCAUAUGCGAAUAUGCAAAAGGAAUAGAAGUGUCUAC
Messenger RNA from Eruca vesicaria subsp. sativa (arugula), 767 nucleotides. Lineage: Eukaryota; Viridiplantae; Streptophyta; Magnoliopsida; Brassicales; Brassicaceae. The record is from the annotation of a GenBank genome assembly.